This is a messenger RNA of Dacryopinax primogenitus, 2192 nucleotides long. RefSeq lists its product as uncharacterized. The transcript is spliced from 16 exons. NCBI's taxonomy places the organism in Eukaryota, Fungi, Basidiomycota, Dacrymycetes, Dacrymycetales, Dacrymycetaceae. Bases 1076 to 1957 code for a protein of 293 amino acids. The record is from RefSeq and is a predicted model, not a curated record.
CUAAAUAUUACCCUCACACUCUGACAUAACGUGCUGAAUAUCAUGCUUGCACACAUAUCCCACCGCAAUGACGCAGGGAGACACCGAUGCGCCUUGAGAAGAAACCGAUCGUGCUCACUAUCAACGAAAAGCCGUCCUCUGUAGCUGGGGUUCGAGUUCAUUUGCUAUAAAGAUAUAGCGCGCCUGCAGAGGCUGGCAUGAGAGAGCUUAGGGAUAUGUUCUGCGUUUUCUAUCAAUGCGGAGUUAUAACAUCACCCAACUAUGCCACUGUUACCAGGACAACACAGCACACAAGAAGAACAACAUUAUUGCGACGAGAUAAAAAAUCCGUGUUGCACGAACAAUACUUUCGAAUGUCAGGUGCAAUGCUGUCCACGCGAAGCUUUUGGUGGCGCAGUUGCUUGGGGAUGGUUGUUCGGCACCUGGAUCAACAGAAGGGCCAAGAGGUUCUAUCUUGAUGCCGCAGUGUAUGUUAGGAACAUCAGAGCAAAAUGCGAGCUCAAGCUAUAACGCCGGCAACAUUCGGGAUAGCAGUCAGAUCCCCCUCAAUCAUCAUCCGGCAACGGUGAUGAACUCUGCAACCAAGUCCGACUCUAACAAAACCUGCUGUCUGGCUGCCUCUCCUAUCGACCAUACUGUGCCUGGCUGGCGGGACUGAUUCUACAAUGAGCUUUUGGGGCGGAACAGCCUCGAUCAGAAUGGGGCGUCGGGUGUUUUUCGACCACGUGUGUCAUUGUCAUGUUCCGAUGACUUCUGCCAGCAACAGAUUCUGCCGCAUUUUCCGUUUCGCUUGCGCGCAACAUAUGGGUCCUUCGAUAUGCUGUGCGAUAUGCCAACAAUGGUUGAUUGACGACAUGCGUAUCACAUUUUCUGAUAUUUCCAGAUUCUCGUUUUUCAGGAUGUUGACAUUUUGAAUACUUUUCUAGAUUUCACAUGGCAACACCGGCAUCCUGACGCCGAACGUGCGUAUGCUCCCAGCCGGCUUCCUCCAUCCUUGUCGGCGUGUAUAUAUCUUCGUGGCUGUCUGGAUGACCCCGCCGUUGCCCCUCUUGUGACUGUCUACCAAUCGUACAACAUGGACAGCAGUAUUGUGACCGAGCUCUCCCAAGCACGAGCAACGCAAUAUUCAAUGGCAGCCAGUGCGGCACUCGCAUUCUACGACAUCAUUCUUACAAUACCCCAAGAAAGUAAGCUCAUCUGGGGCGCCCCGCGUUCUGUGGUCAAAUAUCUCUACUUGUUCAACCGAUAUUGUCUGUUGGGACUUGUCUUACCACAAACCUACAUUAUGGGAGGGUUCUCGGGACCUCUUUCCGAUCACGUCUGCAAGACUUACUGGGUCUCCGUAACAUGGGUCCUCAUUGUCCAGACUCCCAUGAUUGGCAGCUUCUUGGUGCUCUUGCGCGUCUAUGCGUUGUAUAAAACGGUCAAGCAUAUCAAGCUUUUCCUGGCCCUUCUCUCCACCCUGGCGUGGCUUUCACCCACGGUCAUACUGUCUUAUGCUCUGGCUACCUUCUGGAACGGUCCGGAUAAUUUUGUUUAUACACCGGUUCCAGGGCUCUGCGCUAUUACAUCUAGGCCACCUUACUUCUGGGCGUAUUGGCCCGGUUUGAUGGUCUUCCAAUUUGCAGUUUGCGGAAUCCUGAUUGCCGAAACUAUUCGAAACCGGAAUCAGCGCCGCAUGAUGAACAAUGGGGGAGUCAUAUCCUAUCUUCUGCGAGACGGGAUCUUCUACAAUCUAUGCAUGUUGGCCGGACACCUAGCAAAUCUUCCCGCCUAUGUCGCGUUGCCAGAUUCACUCUUUCUAGUCGCGUAUGCACCGGACUGGACGCUUGACUCUCUUCUGAUAUCAAAGAUCUACCUUAAUCUACGACAUGUGGCUACUGCUUCAGAUUGGGCAGUGGCCACUUCUCUCUACGUGGAAGAUCAACAACCCGAAGUAAGUUGGGAAUCUGACUGAUGCCACGAAAGCGGAUAUGUAUGCCAUUGAGGCCUGGUCAUUAGAAGGGGAGCUGCGUCGGGAGGUUCACGUGGCGCACGGUGGAACGUUGGGCAAAGAAAUUGCUGCUGCCAGUGAGAAUUGUUUAUAGUACAUUCCGCCUCUUAACCCUAUAGUCAUUUCCCGUUGCUACGGGAAUGAGUCACGAUCGGCAUUCGAUAACUCCAUGUACCCUUUGAAAACUAGCACGAACUUU